Alternaria conjuncta is the source of this 2889-nucleotide messenger RNA. RefSeq lists its product as uncharacterized. Gene Ontology annotation, molecular function: protein binding. The transcript is spliced from 3 exons. Lineage: Eukaryota; Fungi; Ascomycota; Dothideomycetes; Pleosporales; Pleosporaceae. The record is from RefSeq and is a predicted model, not a curated record. Bases 1 to 2889 code for a protein of 962 amino acids.
AUGGGCUCCUUCGAUUGUUACUGUAUCUUAUGCUCCAUCUGCAUGAACAUUGGCGCCAUCAGGAUUGGAUCGAGAAAUGGCAAGUCUUUGCGCAAGCGAGAUCGCGCGAUGGAUAUAAGGAUGGGAAGACGUACUGGGAAGAAGGUGGGACGCGGAUUUGUGUACAGCGACGAUGAGGACGAAGAAAUGGAAGAUGCGAUCGACCCCGAAGCCGUUGAGAAGCAACGCAUCGAACAGCAAGAACAGGAGGAAGACGAUGCAGAUUCGGAUUACGAACCUUCCUCGGAUUCUUCUUCGGACGACACGAAAUCUAUCGAUAGCAACGACUCCGACUUACUUACGAGAUCAUCCGAGAUUCUUGACGUCGCUCUUCGACCCCGUACCCCCGAGCCUGAGCCUGUGGAAGAACUCGAUGAUGGAAGUUGGUCGCAAGAUCCCGAGUUGGACAUUAGCGAUGAGUGGGGUCUUGACAAUUAUGCCAGUACCGAGAACACUGAGGACAACAGUUUUGAUCCUAGACUCAUCGGACUCGACGACGUCAAAUGGAUUAAUCGGGUCCGCGCACUGGCACUCAAUCCCGAGCGGAAAGCCUACAUAUCCGGUAGAGGCCGCUACUACGACUAUGGCUCUCUAGAUAUCGAAGGGCCUGGAAGAGAUCCCAAUGAUCCGGGCGAAGGUUCUUUGAACAUCACGAGCUACGCGAGUGGGGACGAACCACAAGCUUUUCCAUUCCACGAGGCAUGCUUCGACAUUCUCGCAAAGAGCAUAGGACUUGAGAGCAGAGAUAUUAAUAAGCAUGUGAUGUUGAGAACGUUUAGCGCUCUUCUUGCAAACGAAAGACCAGUUUUGGAUGUGGACUAUCAGGUCUUUUCGGGCAACGAGCAAUUUUGGCAUAAUGGAGCGGGAUCGGAGUAUGAAGUGUGCGAUCCUUCCCCCCGACCUGCUCUCCAAGAAAGUAUACAAGACAUCCUACCCUCCAACAUUUUCGGUGGGAGUCCGCAGUUGGCAAAUCUAGCGCACAAGGUGCGAACGGAUCCAAUUGCAGUCCUCCCGUACGACCUGCUUCUCGAAAUCCUUGGAUAUGUUGACUCCAAAGACAUGCUUUCGCUCAUGCAAGCCUCGCAUCACGUCAACAGCGUCACUCGUGAAGCCGCAUUCUGGAAACAUAUGGUACGCAUGCGUGUAUUGCCAUGGUUCUACGAGUUGCGCUACUUCGUGGAGACUGCGACCACCGAUGCGCUCGACUACAAAGGUCUUUUUCUCUGGGUGGAUGCAUCGACUCGUCCCAGGUUCGGCAUCCAGGGACCCCUCAUGCACAUAGCAAAUCGACGCCGGAUCUGGGGCUGCUGCCAGCCAGUAGCCUCGCUCUACAAGAAAGCAACUGGGCCGGUCGAGCCCGCUGAGCCGGCAGACUCGGACGAAGCAAAGGCGAUUCUAGACAGCUCCGUAUGCUUGCACAUGCCCAUGACCAUGUAUCCCCCGCCAGCUCAGACCGAGACCGUUUCGGCACAGUUUAUUCACUCUUGGAAUGAGAUUACUCAUCGUGCUUGCGUUUUGGACACCUACUGGCGCCAGAUUAACAACAGCCACGACUACUUAGUGGGAAUUUCCGUCACCUUGGGUGACCAAACAAGACUUUUUGGCAGCUCUGAUGGAUUUACUGGACUUCCGUUUCAUCUUGAUCGUGGGGAGUGGAUCAAGGAGAUCGUCUGCUGUAUCGAAGAUAUUGUGAAUCAGACCGGGCCUCAUGGGAAGCCUGAGGAUCCUUGGCCAUCCAAGACUGCUAUGAUCAGCGGUAUCUCUGUGACACUGAAUAAUGGGAGAAAAAAAGGCUUGCACCGGAGUUACGCUGGUGUACGGAGGCCGUUCCAAGUGUUGGAUGGCAUGCAUUUAGUAGGAAUGGCGGGUCAAAUUGCUUCGAAUGGAGCUAUCUCACGUCUCGGUCUUCUUCAAGCAUGCAGACCGGACUCAGCACCACUCGCUCAGCCGCGAUAUACAUCCGCUCAGCAGAUGGCAUGGGGAAAGCUUGGAUCAUCGCUACCCUACAAUCGUGAUGGUCAAAAGUAUCCUGACCAUGCUUCGGUCUGGGCGCAUCCUACGAUCCAUUUCGAGUCCUUCCCCACUUCUACCCACCCCAUACCAUACGAACUCCCCCAGGAUAUGAUGCCCAACGAUGUGUUCAUGUGGAACAAGAAAAACACAGGUAUUGAAUGCUUUCAGCCCGUUGCAACGAGUAUCUCCAUGCCUCACGAUUCGACCGCUCUACCCAGCUCCCUCCCUGCGACCAACAUAUCGUCACCGUCCUACCAACUCCACACCGGUAUCGAUAUCGUCGGCAUCAACCCCGGCCCUCAUGACAUGUGGGGUAAUCGCGGCCGCAUGGUCGGCCGUCGCGGACCCGUCCUAUGUCAAUCCCCCAAAUGGGCGCACGACAUGACUGAGCCUCUCCGAGAAUCCCUCAAAGCCGCAUGGCAAGAUAUGAAUAAGACAGGCAGUGGUCCACACCCUUACCAACUACAAAACACCGUCACUUUCCCGCUGAACCAGGAAGACAUCACUGAAGUCCACGUCGAGCAGCAGUACCGCGCUCUCAAACUUGUUACGCAGAGUGGUCGGGUUGGCUACUUUGGCGAGCCGGAUAUGCGCGAUUGGUUCGUGAGGAAGGCGGCGGGUGGAGAGCGGAUUGUGGGGAUUAGUGCGUGUUUUGGGGCGUUGGGUGGGUGGAGUGAGUCGGCGAAGAUGUGGAGUCAUCUCAAGUUGAGUCGCGUGGGGGUGGUGUUUGAGAGGGUUGAUGGAGAGGGGAGGGUGAUUGGUAAGGAGGAAGAGAAGAAGAUGAGGGAGAAGGGUGUGGUGUUUGAGGAGGGUAAAGUUUUCAUGUGCUCAGAGUAG